AUGGCAGCAAGACUCUUGUGUAACAACCUUACUACGAGCGCCCUUAAGCUCUCAACAAGGUCCGCGAGCAAUUUCACGGAUGUCGUAUUCGUUGGUGCGAAGCGAACUCCCGUCGGAUCAUUCCACUCAAAGCUGGCUCCUGUGCCAUGCACAGAACUCGGAUCUGCGGCCAUCAAGGGUGCAUGCGAACAUGCCAACAUCAAGCCAUCACAAGUUCAAGAACUUUUCUUCGGCUGUGUCGUACCAUCAGAUGUAGGCCAAGGACCAGCCCGUCAGGCUGCUCUCGGAGCAGGAGUUGACUUCUCAUGUGCGGUCACAACCGUUAACAAGUUGUGCGCUUCUGGAAUGAAGGCGAUGGCGUGUGCGGCUUCAAUUCUGCAACUUGGCCUUCAAGAGAUCGCCGUUGGUGGUGGUAUGGAGAGCAUGAGCCGAUGCCCAUUCUACAUUCCUCGUGGUGAACCUCCAUAUGGUGGAUUCUUUGCCAAGGAUGCCCUGGUUCGUGAUGGUUUGGCGGACGGUUUCACUGGCAAAUUGAUGGGUUUGUGCGCGGAUAUUGUUGCUGAGGAGCAGGGUAUUACUCGUGAAAUGCAAGACAAAUUUGCCAUCGAAAGUUACAAGAAGUCAGCUGCAGCUUGGGAGAAUGGUCACAUGCAAGCUGAGAUUGUUCCAAUCGAGGUCACUGCUGGCAAGAAGAAGUACAUCGUUGAUCGUGAUGAGGAGUACACUCGAGUCGACUAUGACAGAUUACCCAAACUGAGACCAGCUUUCAGGAAGGAAGGUACGGUAACGGCCGGUAACGCAUCGACGAUCAACGACGGUGCGGCCGCAUGCGUUCUGACCACUGUUGAGGGAGCCAAGAAAUACGGACUGAAGCCAUUGGCACGAAUGCGCGCAUACGGUGAUGCUGCCACCCAUCCGGAGAAGUUCGCUGUGGCACCAUCGAUGGUCAUUCCUAAGGUGCUGAAAUUGGCCGGCAUGGACGUGAAAGACGUUGAUGUUUGGGAGAUCAAUGAGGCGUUCGCAGUUGUGCCACUGCACUCAAUGAAGACAUUGAAUAUUGACCCGUCCAAGGUUAACAUCCACGGUGGCGGUUGCUCAAUUGGACAUCCUAUUGGUAUGUCUGGUUGCCGUAUUAUUGUUCACUUGAUCCACGCCAUGAAACCAGGACAAAUCGGAUGUGCCGCAAUCUGCAACGGUGGUGGUGGUGCCGGUGGUAUGAUCAUCGAGAAAUUGUAAACUCGCUCUCAAAACCAUUCGAUAGAUUGUUAUUAUUGUGAUCUGAACAUUCUCAACCGGAACUCUGCAAAAAAAAGUAUACGAAUAAAAGCUGAAAUGUUGC
This is a messenger RNA of Anisakis simplex (herring worm), 1339 nucleotides long. NCBI's taxonomy places the organism in Eukaryota, Metazoa, Nematoda, Chromadorea, Rhabditida, Anisakidae. The record is from the annotation of a GenBank genome assembly.